Molecule: messenger RNA, 468 nt
Organism: Juglans regia (Persian walnut)
Lineage: Eukaryota; Viridiplantae; Streptophyta; Magnoliopsida; Fagales; Juglandaceae
Exons: 1
Coding region: 1-468 (155 amino acids)
Molecular function (GO): nucleic acid binding; zinc ion binding
Source: RefSeq, a predicted model, not a curated record
AUGAUCUUACAGAUUCAGAAUUUUUCAGAAUUAGUACACAAGGCGAUGCUAGCGGAACAGAAUCUUAAGAGGGGUGCUGAAUUGCAAGAACAGAGGAAGAGAGCUGCUCCACAAGGGUUUCCUAGUUCGGAUCAAGGGCAAUGGAAAAAGAGAAAUGAGGGGAGCAGUUCAAGUCAGAGACAGAUACAGGGAAAUCAUACACCUAACCCUUGUAAGUUCUGUAACCGCAUACACCAUGGAGAGUGCAGGAAGGAAGUGGGGUCAUGUUUCAAAUGCGGUAAGGAUGGGCAUUUCAUUAGAGAAUGUCCAUUGCUUGCGGAGAACAAUAGAAGGCCCAACCCACCCCAAAACUUUAGGCCGAAUAAUCAAGGCAACAAUCAGUGGAGGACUGUACCUGCUCGGGUAUUUGCUUUGACACCAGGAGAAGCUGAGGACAAGGAUGAUGUUAUCACAGGUAUGAUUCUCUAA